CAAGGCUUCGCGCUGUUCCUUUUGCCGCUGCUCCGGCGCCGCAAGAAGGAUUUCCAAAAGUCAUUUCAAGUGGACUUUUUUUGUGAUAUUGGCAGCCACGUGCAGCUCGGGAUUGCAUUGAGGGAAAAGAAGGAAGGUAAAGCACUCUGACCUGGAAGGGACGUAUUUCUGUGGAGAGAGAAAAGUAAAGAAGGAGGACAGAGAAAAGAGGAGGACACGGAGGAGAGAAAUGGAGAACACGCGUGGUCUCUCAUUUCCAAUAAUGUAUUUUGGGAUGGAUUAGGACUAAAAAGAGCAAAAAAAAAAAAAAAAGAAAGAGGAGAGAGCUGAAACAUUCCAUUUUGUUUCAUUGACUUUUGUCUAGAUAUGGACUGAUUGCUGUUAUUGAUCAGCUGAUUGAUCGGUUGAUUGGCCGUCGGACCUUAUCACCCGGCAAACUUUGACUUGUGGGGGAUUUAAGAGGAGGAGGGAACCCUGCACUGCAGCUACUCUCUUUUGGUAUGAGAUGAGGCUUAUCUAACAGCACCUCUGGAUUGAUUAAUUGAUUGAUUAUCGACGACGCCAACCUUCAAAUUGGGACUCUAAUGAUUGAUUCUCUCAUCAUUAAGGUCGACUUUUCUGCCCAUUUUGCGCAGUUUAACGUUUGAAACAAAGACAAAACAAAGUACCCUGCAAUAACACUUAAAAUAAAGCCUAUAUAUAUAUACUGGCAAAUGUUUAUGUCCCUUUAGGAAUAUUACAUGAAUGUUAUAGAUUUCAUGAAAAUAAAAUAUUCAGUACUCACACCGCUACAUUAAAGACCCUGUGGGAGUAUUACAGGAUACAACAAGGGCAGAAAGUACCAUAAAGUACUAUUAAAAGGAGUAUAAACUCAUGAUUGCCACAACAGCUUCGCUGUAGAAAUCAUUUUAAGAAUUUAAUAAGGAUUAUUAUAGUGCAAGCGCUUCGCGGGAUUCCAGUUUGGAGAUUGGAAGUUAUUUUUGGCUGCGCAAAGUAGAGCGACUCUUCCACACCAGUGCCCGGACAGAGACAGAGACAGACUGAACACAGAGGUCUACCUACUUGUCUCUGUCUUACAUCCCGGCCCGAAAGACAGGAGUGGGAUAGACACAGAGGGCAGAGGGGGGAAAAAAGAGAGAGGAGAGACAAGGAGAGGAUGCGUAACUGCGGUUAAUUGGAGCAGACUUAGCCUUCAAACAUCUUGGAGAAGAGGGGAUAGAGGAGGAGAGGGAUUCUAUUCUUUUUGCAGCCAGCAAGACUUUUCCUGUUUCAGGCUGUAAAUCUCUUUUUUGGCAGAGAGGAGAAGAAGAAACGACCUCUAUCCUUUCAUUUAUCUAUCCUUCGUCCCGUCAGUUUGGAGAGCCGAGAAACUGGCUGAAGAAGACACGCGAGCAGCGAGCCAGAGGUGGGAUUAUUUCCACAAAUGGUAACGCUUUCGUUUGGUCAAGAUUCUGUCACCAGCGCCGCUCGGAUUCAGGACUAGUUAACUCCAAAACACCAGGUGCCAGUGGAGAAUAGAGAGAUGAAGACUUUAUCCCUCCUCUUCCUCGUCCUCCUCCUCCUUGCCUCGGGAGCUUGUGAUGGCGUCAAGUACAUCUCUAAGAGGAACUCAGUGGACGGAUGUAUAGACUGGUCGGUGGAUCUGAAGGAGUACCAUGUUCUGGCUGGUGAGCCUGUUCGGGUGAAAUGUGCCUUGUUCUACAGCUACAUCCGAACCAACUACACCAUGGCCACCAACGCCAAGCUGCGCCUCAUCUGGUACAAGAACAAAGGAGAUGCAGAGGAGCCCAUCAUCUUCUCAGGUCACAGACUGAGUAAAGAAGACGACUCCAUCUGGUUUCGAUCUGCUGAACUGGAAGACAAUGGGUUCUACACCUGUGUACUAAGGAACUCGACAUACUGCAUGAAAGUGUCCAUGUCGAUGACCGUGGAGGAGAGUGAUGAGGGUAAAUGCUUCAGCAGCAAAAUCCGACAUUUGGAGAAAGCUGAGAUAACCCAUAGCAAAAUGAUCAACUGUCCUGAUAUAGAAGACUAUUUGGCCCCGUACAAGCAGCCACAGAUGACUUGGUAUAAGGAGUGUGAACGGGUUGAAUGGAGAAGCUCCAUCACUGUUAACACUACACACAUCUGGAUUCCUGAGGUGGAGGAAGGUGACGGGGGAAAUUACACUUGUGAGUUACAAUAUGGAUCCAGACUGGUGCGGCGGACAACAGAACUCAAAGUUACAGCUCUCCAGACCACUCAGCCUCCCAAGGUUCUUUUCCCCCCGGAAAGACAAGACACAGUGAUAGAAAUCACGCCUGGUAUGCCUCUCAGUCUGGACUGCAAGGCGUUUUUUGGUUACAGUGGAGAGAACAGACGACCUAUUAUCUACUGGAUGAAAGGAGAAAAGUUUGUUGAAGAACUGGCGGGACACAUUAAAGAAAGUGAAGUCAGGAUUUUGAGGGAGCAUUUAGGGGAGAAGGAGGUGCAGCUAUCCUUAACGUUUGAUGCUGUGGAGGAGGCAGACCUGGCCAACUACACCUGUUAUGUGGAGAACCACAUAGGGAAGCGCAGCGGGAGUGCUAUACUGCAGAAGAAAGAUAUGUAUCGUCUGGAGCUGGCUGGAGGUCUGGGGGUCAUACUGUUGCUGCUGGGAGUCCUCACAGCACUUUAUAAGUGUUACAACCUGGAGAUCAUGCUCUGUUACAGGAGACACUUUGGAAGUGAUGAAACUGAAGAUGAUAAUAAGGAGUAUGAUGCCUAUCUGUCCUACACUAAAGUGGACCUUGAUUGUUUGGGCAGCCGGGCGAGCAGUGAUGAGGAAACAUUUGCUUUGGAGAUCUUGCCAGACGUUUUAGAGAAACAUUAUGGAUACAAGCUGUUUAUACCAGACAGAGAUCUAAUACCCAGCAGUACUUACAUUGAGGACUUGGCUCGUAGCGUGGAGCAGAGCAGACGUUUGAUCAUUGUUUUGACUCCAGAGUUUGUCGCCAAAAGAGGGUGGAGCAUCUUCCAGAUAGAGACACGCCUGCACUCCAUGCUGGUCACUGGGGAGAUCAAGGUGAUCAUGAUAGAGUGUGCAGACUUGAAGAAUGUCAUUAACUACCAAGAGGUGGAGGCACUGAAACAUACAAUCAAGGCUUUAUCCAUCAUCAAGUGGAGGGGUCCUAAGAGCAAUGAGCUGUCAUCUAAGUUUUGGAAACAGGUGGUCUAUGAGAUGCCUGCUAAACGCAGGGAGACGUUGUCCAGACGCCAGGUGAUGGACUCUGGUGAACAAGGCCUCUUUGGUGACCUGCAGACCACCGUCUCCACAAUUGCCAUGACAACCACCUCCGCCUCCUUGGCACCCCCUAAUGAGAGUCGCCAUGGGCAUCAUCAGGUUGCCUUGGCGACAGAGAUCCCUGACUACAACCAGAUGACAUUGCCACUGGGAGGCGGUCACACUGCCACAGCAGCCCAAAUGAGGCAUUUCUGCCGCAGCUACGAGUUCCAGCUUCCCACACAGCCUCCCUCCCUGUCGCCUCCUCUCCCACCUCCCUCCACCGUGCAGUUCUCCACUCUGGGCCCCGGGGGGCGCCACGUUUAUUGCAACAUCCCCAUGACACUGCUGAAUGGACAGGGGUUCAGAGCAGUUCACUGGGGAACAAGAGGUUUCUCAGAGCAGUACGCUUGGGAAGAAACCAGAACUCCACCUGAACAGCACCUUCGUACCGCUCACCAGCAGAGAACUAAGCUCUGACAUCUGGUAGAUGGACUCCUCAACUGGUGCUGGAUUACAGACCGGUUUAUAAACUGCUUUUACACUGGCUUUGGAAAUGGGGUAGACUGGUUGGUCGACUGGUUCUCAUUGGGGUUUUUGGACUGUGUACAGCCUUAGUUUUUCAGGAGGGACUGCUUGAGGACUGCCUGCAGACUAGUUUUGGGCCAUUUCAUCCCAUGCUGUGAACAAAGGACUGCUUGAAGACUGAAUAAGCCUUGGAUUCACAAUCGUUGGAUAUACCAGCUUCAGACUGCUUACAGACAGACAGAUUCAGAUUAUAAAACUGAUUGUAUGCUGUUAUCGGACAUACCAACUGGUUACAGACUGAUUCAAACUGCUUUGUAAGCUGUGUAGCCAUGAUCAUUGGAAAGGAGCACUGUUAUACAACACGACUGGUCAUACACAUUCGAGGGAUGCAGAGUUUGUUGACAGUUAUGGACAUGUGGAUGUGAUGAACUGGGAAAGUCAAUGAAAAGGUCCAUGAUACCUAAACAGUGAGGAGGUAUCCACAAACAGGAGUGCGCCGUCUGUCGUACAAGCGACCAAGUUGGACCUCGGAGCACAAAAAAAAUCUCGAAUUGCUGUCUGCUCACACACCAGCUGUGUAAUUGGAAACAAGUUGAUUUGUCAGCUGCUUAACUGCUCCGAAGUGUCAGUCGACUGAAAAACAAAAGUAGCGUAAUCUCAGAAAGCCAGUCGGUCUUCUACCUAUCUGAGUUGUCAGUGUAUCCAUCUAUCUGUUGACUAGGUGGCUUGUCAGUAAAUGAGGCAGACUUAAAGCAAUGAUUUUGGAAUACCAGUCCACCUUAAAACAACAAGUCAACCUCUUGAAACAAUUCCUGGCCAGCUAGUGAGCUACCUGGUUUGGUUCUUAGAAGCUAAAAUGGUUGACUUAAAAGAAAUGGAUUCCAGCAAGAUUAUCAAGAUAAGAAGUGUGAAGCGAUUGCUAAACCUGUGUACUGAGAAAGUACAGUUAAAUGGUGUAUACAGAAACAUGUAGCUAGUUGUAAAGACUAGCUGACUAAAGGCUAGUUAUGUCUUGAGGUAAAAGGCACCAAGAGACUGCAAAGCAGCCAGCUCACCUUGUAACCCAGUAAUCAGCAAUUAGUCAAGUCAUCAAGAACUGGCCAAGAGGUGACCUGCCAACUUUUACCAACAAGCUAAAAGCAUAAAGGACUUGGCUUUUUCUAUUUGCAUGACCACCCAUUUAGAUAAAAAAAAAAUAAUAAUCAAAUAAAUAUAGAUAAAAGAGUAAAUGACACAAUCAUUUCUCGCAGCCUCUUUUAAUAUGGAGGAGAAUAAACAUCUUAUGUUGAUACGGUAUGUUUGUUUUCUGUCUGGCCAUGAAGUAUUGAUAAAAACUGAUAAAGGGAAAAAAGGAGGUGUCCCUCCAAAAACAUUCUCAUUUUCUCUGGUUUAAUUUAAGAAUUCUAUGCUUUUUGAAGGUCGGUGAGCAUUUUCACCAGGCUUUGUUUUUAAUGUUUGUUACAAUAAUCUCUGUACAGCUUCCAUAACUUAUGCAUAGACCUAUACAUGACGGUGAUUUGUUCCCGAUAAUUUCUGUUAACUCCCACAUUGUGUGUGAGACCCAGAGCCUCUUUUUGCUUUCAUUCUGUUCCUCUUCAUCAGUGGAUGGAUGGAUGGAUGGAUGGAUGGAUGGAUGCUCACGGCAGUACAACCCUGGCAACAGACUGAUGUUUUGAACCUGUCACUCUGGAAUCGAGACCACUACCAGUCAGCCAAAGGGGGCUUCACUGCAUACAGAGCCGGACUCCGAGCCGAACCAGACCACAUUCUUCUUUGUGAGCUUUAAGAAACCAAGAUUAUUACCAUAAUAUUUAAGCAAAGUGAAUAAUGUUUUGACUUUACACAAAGGUACUGUCAUUGUCUUAUUAGAACCAAUGAAUUCUGGAUAUUUGAGAUUGUUUGAUACAAUUAUUAAUUAUUUGAGUUGUUAUAUUCGAUGGCAAUAUACAGUAUAGUGGUUGUCUUUU
Molecule: messenger RNA, 5736 nt
Organism: Epinephelus fuscoguttatus (brown-marbled grouper)
Lineage: Eukaryota; Metazoa; Chordata; Actinopteri; Perciformes; Serranidae
Gene: il1rapl2
Product: interleukin 1 receptor accessory protein-like 2
Exons: 19
Coding region: 1523-3721 (732 amino acids)
Biological process (GO): signal transduction
Source: RefSeq, a predicted model, not a curated record